CGAAUUGGGGGCAGGCCAGGGGCUUUUUUAAAGGGUAUUUCAAUACUGCAAUACUGGCCCCGCCUUGGCAGGUGUUUUAUCGGCUAGGCCGGUAAAAUACGGGCCGGGUGGCAACUCUACGUACAGGAGAGAAUAUUAACAGUUUUCAUGAGAGCGGGCUGCUGCUGUAUCCAGGGAAGUGACGCCAGAGCCAAAGCAGGAAAUGAGUGACAGCUGCGGAGCUUCCGGGAAAGUCCAAACAGUCAGAGGGAGAGCCGGGCGGCACCAUGGCUGUCUCAGAAGCUCAACUCAAGAAAAUGCUCGGAAAGUACAAAUACCGGGACCUGUCAGUGCGAGAAAUUCUCAAUGUCACCUCCCUCUACAGAGACCUCAAGCCCAUCAUGGACUCCUAUGUGUUUAACGAUGGCUCUUCCAGGGAGUUGCUGAGCCUGUCGGGUACAAUUCCUGUGCCCUAUAAAGGGAAUACUUAUAACAUCCCAAUAUGCCUGUGGCUCCUGGACACUUACCCCUUCAACCCCCCCAUCUGUUUUGUAAAACCCACCAGUACCAUGACCAUCAAAACGGGCAAACACGUUGAUGCCAACGGCAAGAUUUAUCUGCCAUAUCUGCACGAGUGGAAACACCCUCCAUCUGAUUUACUGGGACUCAUCCAAAUUCUCAUUGUUGUUUUUGGAGAGGAGCCUCCAGUUUUCUCCCGCUCUACUGCUCCUGCUCCGUACCCCAUGUACCCGGCAACAGGACCACCAAAUAGUUCCUACAUGCCCGGAGUAAUUCCCCCCUACCCACCCGCUGCUCACCCCGCCAAUCCCAGUGGUUACACAGGGUUCCCAUACCCAGCGCCCGGGCAGUACCCACCGACAUCCGGCCCCCAGAUCUUCCCUCAGCCCCCGGCAGCCCAGCCCCCCGUCACUAACGCUGGCCCUGCCAGGGACGGGACCAUCGGGGAGGACACAAUUCGGGCCUCUCUCAUUUCGGCUGUGAGUGACAAACUGAGAUGGAGGAUGAAGGAGGAGAUGGACCGGGCCCAGGCCGAGCUCAAUGCCCUGAAACGCACAGAGGAGGAUCUGAAGAAGGGCCACCACAAGCUGGAGGAGAUGGUCACACGCCUGGAGCAGGAAGUGACAGAGGUGGAUAAGAACAUUGAGACCCUGAGGAAGAAGGACGAGGAGCUGGGGGCGGUGGUGGAGAAGAUGGAGAGUCAGUCGGAAUACAGAGACAUUGAUGAAGUGAUUGUCCCCACCGCUCCCCUCUAUAAACAGAUCCUUAAUCUCUACGCCGAGGAGAACGCCAUCGAAGACACCAUCUUUUACCUGGGGGAGGCCCUGAGGCGCGGCGUCAUCGACCUCGACGUUUUCCUCAAGCACGUGCGUCUCCUGUCCCGCAAGCAGUUCCAGCUCCGCGCUCUCAUGCACAAGGCCAGGAAGACGGCAGGACUGAGUGAUCUUUAUUGAAGCCCCACCCCUUCUCUUUCCUUUCUCCUCCCCCUCAGACUUUUUGUUGAAUCAUUAGAAGUGGGGGUUAACUUCUCCUUAGUUACCUUAUUGGGACAACUUGUCUAAUUUGGUGCCCCUGUAUUCUGGGCUGAGAACUGAUGGUAACGCCCCCGAGGACUCACAUUAUGCCAGUGGGUGGGGCUUCCCAUGGACCUAGUUAUUGACCAGCAGUAGGCGGGCUCUGUGUAUCCAGUGUUUCCCAGUUAGGAGCCGGGACAGAGGGAAUGCUGGGAAUUCUUCCGCAUGGGACAGAUCUGACUGCACAUGUCUGUACGGUGGCCCUAGAGCACCAAAUCCCCCGUAUGCUAAUCAGCUAAUUAAUAUUCUAAUAAAUGGCUACUGAUUCUUUCA
Molecule: messenger RNA, 1844 nt
Organism: Xenopus laevis (African clawed frog)
Lineage: Eukaryota; Metazoa; Chordata; Amphibia; Anura; Pipidae
Gene: tsg101.L
Product: tumor susceptibility 101 L homeolog
Exons: 10
Coding region: 267-1451 (394 amino acids)
Biological process (GO): protein transport; regulation of DNA-templated transcription; endosome to lysosome transport
Cellular component (GO): vesicle; cytoplasm; ESCRT I complex
Molecular function (GO): ubiquitin binding
Source: RefSeq, a predicted model, not a curated record